Messenger RNA from Microthlaspi erraticum, 1578 nucleotides. Lineage: Eukaryota; Viridiplantae; Streptophyta; Magnoliopsida; Brassicales; Brassicaceae. The record is from the annotation of a GenBank genome assembly.
AUGGACGAAGAAGAUAUCUCCAGUAAGAUCUCUGUCAAUCUCUUAGACGAAACUGUUUGCUUAGAUGGCGAAGAUCUCACCGAGUUCUGUUUUUACCCCAGUUCUUCUGAGAGGCAGAACCACGUCUACUGGGACGUGGUGCAGUACCCAAUCCCUCCUGGUGCCAAUCUUGCAGACGUUAAAACUAGUAUCAGAGCAGCUCUCGAUCAGUUGGGACUUUAUAGUUGUGAGACUAUCUUUGCGUAUGGUGACAGAAUGAGCCACAGCAAAGAUGAUCUGCGCAAUUCCCGCAUCUUACACUUACCUCAAGGUGAAUUGGCUGUGGACCUUCUUUUUAGAGCAAACCCGUGGUCUCCACUGAAUUUUAUUGUGAUCCCAAGACCAGACACUAAAAGUGAGCUGCACAGGGUUCUCAAGGGUUUACAAUCGAGACAUAACAAUAUUUUCCUAGUGAACCCUAAGGUGCAUGAUGGUCCAUUUGUAUUUGACUCUGGACAGUCGAUAGUUGAUUGUACAGAAGGUUUAGAUGGAGGAAAGCCUAUCAUUGGAGGGAUAAGGAUGGGAGAUGAAACUCCUGUGAUCAAAGAUUCACGCAGUCUCGUUUCUCUGUUUGAAUCUGUGUCUAAAGGUCCUGGGAGGACGGCGUUCGUCUUCUGGGACGUGGCCAAGUACUCAACCCCUACUAAAUCCAAUGUCAUACCUGUUGGAACCGGUAUCAGAGAAGCUCUUCAACGACUCGGCCAUCAUGGUUGUGUGGAAAUCCUGGCGUUGGGUGCUGAAAAAGUGACGUUGAGGCGCGAUGCUGACUAUUUCGAAGAAGCCAGAAUCAUACGCAUACCACAAGGGUUAUAUGCAAAGGCUUGGCAACUUUUCUUACGGUUGAAUCCAGGACCUUUGAUGAUAAUACCAACACUAGACCCAACGUUUCUUCGUUCGUUGCAGAGAAAGGGACGUUACGAUCUUCUCUCAGUAAAGCCGCCUGUUGAUGAAGGCACCCCGCAAGAUGUUAAAUUUCUACACAAUGCACAUUUAAUACUUGGGUGUACAGAUGGUUUCUACGAAGGGAAAAAAAUCGGGAGAGGGAGAAGAGAGAUUAAAGAUAUCCAAGACUUCUCCAAGCCUAUCACAUUCGAGAAAGGGGCAACAGGCAAGUUCGUGUUCGUGUUCUGGAACCUCGAGGAUUUUCCAUUCCCUCCUGGUUUGACUCCUGAUGCGAUCUAUAAGGGAAUCGAAUCAACAUUUCUUGCUUCUGGUUAUGAGCUGGGGAACAUGUUGAUAUGGGCGUAUGUUGAUGACGAGGAAGGGUCUUGGGGUGGGGAUUUCCUGACGAACAAGACUUGGGAAUCAAGUAUCUACUUCCUUCCCGGAGGAGGUGAUAAAUCGGCGAGACGUGAUAGAAUGUUACAUGACAUACUUUUAUGGAUAGUUGACUUGGAACCUAUUCGAGCAGAUUUGGUCAUAGUAUCAAAUGAAGCUAAUAUCAUAGCUGACAAGGAGUUCUCCUCUACGCUUGGAGUGUUGGCUCAGAUGCCUAAAAAUGUUAUCGUAGAAACUGGGAGCUCUUUUUUCCAGUGUUAA